GAGUGGCAGCCGUCUUCUCGGCGGUGCGCGCCGGCCGCCAGUGCCGCUCCGACAGUGCACCUGCUCGCACCGGGUGAGGCGCGUCCCGUCCGCACCAGGGAGGAGCGUCGGCGCGUCUGUGUCCCCGCCGCCGGCCGGCUCACCACUCAGAUAGACGUCUGGUCUCAGCAGCCGCUCCAGCGCAGUGUGCAGCCGGCAGAAGGCCAGCCAUGGCGCGGCAGCCGACGGCGAGAGCCGUGAUCGGCGCACUGCUCCUCGUCUUGGCGCUACAAACAGACCGAGGCCAUGGGCAGCUGGCGUCUCAGAGUGCAGUGGAAGCCGCGCAGUCGACUCCGCUCAGUGAGGACCGGGCCCUGGACCUGAUGGAGGACCUGGACGGCAGCGACAACAAGCUCACCACCGUGACCUACGUCGGCUUCGCCAACUUCGUCACCACCAUCGGCGGCACCGUCGUAGUCUUCAUGCCUCGCACGGACAGCGGAAAUCACAUUGUGGCGCCUACACGGACCGGGAAGAGCCUCGUCAGGAGCCAGGCUCCAGUGUUUGUUCCGGGUGGCCGGGUGGCCAAAACCAAGACCGCGGCGCCGCUCGAACGCAGCGCCGCCGUGUUCGUCCCGAAGGCGACCAGCAAGGAGAGCAGUUCUGCAGGAGCGUCAGUAAUCAGCGCUUCACCGAGCGGGUCGUCCUCCAGUGAUCACUCCACCGCCACCACUCGAGAGUUCAACACUAAUGAGCUGUAUCCCACUGGUCUGGUGACAUCCAUUGGUGGGACCCUGGUGCAGAGCGACAUCACCACCGUCUUCACCACCCUCUUCUACGGCACCUACAUCAAGGGUCGCUACGCCAAGGUGGCACGGAGUGCGUCCAGCAUCUACCACGGUGACAUCAGUACCACUGCUGUUCAUCCGGCGGAGUCCAUUUUGAGCACUCAGGCUUCCUCAAAGACACCUGGACAGCAGACUCUCGCCCAAGAGCCGGCAGUGGCGACUGCUUCAGUCAGCAACAGCUUGGGCCGAGCCGUCGGCAGCGAUUCCACGGCGCAGAUAAUCGUUAGUGACGAGACCGCCGAAGUACUGAAGCAGGGUCGCGCUCUGGUUGGCAGUAUCUCCCCGACCACAACGCCGGCGCUCUUCUCCUCACAUGCUGACGCCGAUGAAGUGAAGUCGGUGCUGAAAACCUACUACACCACGUACACGUACUUCACCACUGUUGUGAAGGACGGCACGAGCGCUGUGCGUAGCAGUUUGAGCACAGUGAGCAGUGUUGCCACGGAACAGCUGCCGGCGGGAGCUGUCACAACCGAGACCACCAAACUGGUCAGCAGCACUGCUACUGUGGACGGCAGGGAGGUAGUUUCGACCGAGCAAGUGACGAAACUGCUGCUGUUGUCUCCAAAUGUGGCCACAGAAACCACAACCCCGCCCAAGGUCAUCACAAAGACGUUCUUCACCACGUACACGUACCUCACCACAUCCUUGGUAGGAGCCAGCAGCAUCAUCAAGAGCCGCCUGGUGGUGAGCAGCAAUGUGGUUACGUCAACUGCGAACGAUUCCCCGCAGCUGACUGCCUCUGUCGCGCUGAAGUCAGAAUCUGUGAGCGCCACACCGCAGGCCUCCUUGAACGUUGCUGACGUGGCAAAUACUCCUGCUACAUCGGAAGACGUUGCUACCCAGGUGACCAGCGUGCCGGCACAAGUGGCUGCCGCCCACAGAACUGGGCUCAUAUCUUCGAGGACGUCUUCAGUCGUUAACGACGGCAUUACUACAGUUCAUUCGACCGGAUAUUUUGGUACAGUGGUUAACGGUCGCUACCUUCAGCUAGUUCAGAGCACUACCAGCGUUCUUCAACUAGCACCAGAGACCACAGUUCAGCUGAAGGACAUCCUUGUCUCUAGCAGUGAGGCGCCUCGUCCAAGACCCACCGCUCUGCCGAGGAUUGCACCUGCUCCUGUGUCCACAUCCAGUGUCGCUGAAACGAGCUCGAGCAGAAGCAGUCGUUUGUUCAGACUACCAGCGGCUAUUCGCUCUGGACCCAGGUCUAGCACGACCCCGCUGUCCGCCGACCGAACCACGAUUCUGACUUCACCCUCAAAUGCAGUGUCGUCUGCCCUUGCUCUCGUGUCUUCGAGCAUUCAAAAGUCUUCACGAGCUCUGACCUCUACCAGCCGUGCGUUCAGACAGUUCCGCAGAUCCGGCGGGGAAAGAAAGGCGGCUGGUCUGUUGGCACUGCUGGCCCAGAAGCGUGGACUUAGUGUCAGUUCGCACGGAUCGUCUGAUCUGCAGAGUUCCGAAACGUCACUGAAUCGUUUUGAAUCAUCGGUCUCUGCAACCAAAUCGCAAACAAUUCAGCUACCCGUGACAUCCGCACCUGCUUUGGUAGCAACGCCACUGACACCCAGUCAGCCUAUUUCCACCUCAGAGUCGUUGGAAAGCAUCCAGCCAACUCAAACAAGACGCAGAGUUAUCGUUAAGACUCGCCGCAGCUUCCGAGCAGCGACGGGGCGACGCCCAAAGAGACCUGGCCUCAGGGCAUUGAUUAAACACGAAAACAUUGAGCGCGAGGAGAGCCAAGCUACACCUCUGCCUACGUUUGACUUGCUUGAUUCAAGAGCGACAGAAGCAAAUGAAAUCCACGAUGAGCAGCCUAUUGAUCCCACGGAGGAGCCAGAGCUCUUUGCCGUGACAGAUCCUGCCACAACAGAGACUCCGGCGCCCGAACCCCGCAGUCAGCGACUGCUAGCAUUUGGAAGAGAAUCCCGCAGGACUGGUGGAACGAGAAACGCGCUCCCAUUGAGGAGACGUGGAGGCUCAGACCGUCCUAGAGGUUUGGCCAGUCGCUUCCUAGCUGCUAACACCUUUGGUCAGGAGCCAACAGAAGCCACAACCACUGAAGCCGCUACUACCACUACUACGUCUACCACUCCAAAACCCGUAACCACCACUACUGAACCCACCACGGAAUCCCCAGAAUCUUCGGGUAUCCCCUUCGCACGUGCACGUAGUCGCUCUCGCUCGGGGAUAAGGAGGCUGCCAUUCUUACGACGCAGAACAAUUUUCAAACGUGACAUUCCCUAUGAAGACUACGAAAAUGAUGCCGUUCACAGAAGAAGUAAACGUCAGGCAUUCGGUGCCAGAAAAAGUAGCAGGAGAAGCUCAUUGAGAGAUAUCCUCUCCAAGGAGCAGUCGGCAGCAGAAGAAGAGCCUGCUGAACCUGCUGUGGACCCUCUGAGAUCUCGGAGGAGAUCUCAGCGUCCACUGAGGCGCCGCACGCAGGAGGAAUCGGUGCCACGCGCCCGGAACGUCAGCCCCACGCCAAGCGAGACCGAGGAGAAGGAGCGGUUCACACUGACCCCGAAUCGGUCCCGUGGCUCGAGCAGGUCGUCCAGCAGCACGCGCCGUGCCAUUCCUGGCGCACGCUCUCGGCGUCCUGUUCGCCCAGAGGCGCCGACAGCAAGUAGCAGCAGUAGUGAUAGGAGUAGCAGCAGUAGCAGCGGCAAAGUCAGCCUGCGUCAGAGACUGCAGCAAGCCCGUUUCGGUACCAGCGGUAGCAGCAGUAGCACAAGCAGCAGCAGCAAUAGUGGCCCCAGCUCCAGUCGUCGCACGCCGUCGCGCCGGCAGCCUUCUGUGACACUGCCGUCUCGCACUCCGUCCCGCAUCACGAGUCCGUCGCGAGGCUCCAGCAGACUGUCCAGCUCACGUCGUCCUACCACCAACCGCCGAACGAGCCUGUUCGCAAGUCGCGGAAGCAGUCGCGAUAGCACUCCAUCUCCAUUCGAGCCAAAGAUUGAUCCGACACCCGUGCUGCCCGAAGGCCAUAUCAUCGUCAUUUCUGAUGACCCCAUCACCACCUCGAUACCUCUCGUGGAAAACGGCCGAACGACCUACAAAGAAGUGCUCUCGGCGACAACGGUGACAGCAACGUUGGAACCGGAUCAGUACUCUGUCACAGACGUCGCCGGCGAGCUCCGCACUCACGUCGGCUUCUCGACGGCCGUAGGGGCCGGCGGUCUGACCGAGGUCUCAACCCUGUACCUGACUCCGACUGAAAUCAAGACGGGCGUGUACAAGACGACGCGCGUCCGGGGCCGUCUGAGCUCCACUGUUUCGUCAUACAUCCAGCCGGCGUUCACUGUCGCCGCGGAGGUGAGCACUGUGCCCGCCUCGCCGCUGCAGCAGCGGCCUGGCCAGAACAACAAUGCACUGAUGCUGCUGCUGCGCCAGCUGCUCGGAGGACAGCAGCCCGGCCAGCCCAACUUCGGCACUCCGCCCAUCAACGUGCCAACUCCCAAGCCGCAGCAAGCCUUCCGGACCUUCUCACACACCACCACCUACGUGACCACGCUGACGGAGUCGGCGCUCACCACCGUCCCCAUCUUCUUCCAAGGCCGCAAGACGCACACGGUCAUCAUCAACAAGGACGUCAAUGUCAUCACGGCCACGGAGGUGCUCACCUCCUCUGAGCCCAUCCCCGGACAGACGGUGGCGCCGGCAGCCGCGUUCGGCGGCGGCGGCGGCGGCGGCGGCGGUGGGUUCGGCAACGCAGGGUUCGGCCUGACUCCGCAGCAGCUGCUCCUGCAGCAGCUGUUCGCGCAGCCGGCGCAGCAGCCGCUGUUCCAGCAGCCGCAGCUGCCGCUGAUCCGGCCCACCCGGCAGCCGGUGUUCGCACCGGCGUCGCAGCCGCCGCAGCUGGAGGAGCUGCUGCGCCAGGCGUCGGAGGCUCCGGACGGCUCCCCGGGUGGCCGCGUGCGCCGCCACGCCGGCAGACGGCGUGCGGCGCUCCCCAGUGGCGUCGAGCGCAGUCCGCCGCUCUCGGAGAUACGCCAACUGGCGCCCGAGGACCCGCUGCAGUUCUACCUGAUGUCGGCCAUGAACGAUGUCGAAGUCGCCCCAGUGACGCUCAGGGCCACCCAGACUCUGGAGAGUGCCGGGGCGCGGCCCAGCCUGGCCGUCCCGCACGUGCUGGACACUGCGCCCUCCGCCACCUUUGUGUUGGUGAAGGCGACCGAGGUGCAUCAGGGGAGGGUAGCGUCAGAAGCGGAACAAUUAUCACAGUCGUCGGAAGCUGAUAGUGAUUCAGAACUCGGCCUUGCUGCCGCGGCGCAGGACCUGCCAGCACCGCCGGUGCCGCUCUCUGAUCCGGACGAUGGCCAGGGGACCCCUCAGCUGAACGUGGACCAGUCUCGGGUGCACACCCUGUACACCACCUUCACGUUCAUCGAUCGGUUUGUCAAGGACGCCCGGCCGGUGGCCAUCACCACGCGGGAGACCAUCUCGCGAGUGACGUCGCUGGCACCCGGUCAGACGCCUCCCUCGGGCACCACGCGCCGCACUGAGACCUUCCAGACCACCUACACCUACUACAAGACGGAGUCGGCGGCGUCGGCGGGCGGCCGGCCGCGCGUCACAUCUACUGAGGAGGUCACCACUCAGGUGGUGGUGACCGAGGCGGCCCGUCUGCCUGCCGUGGUGCCCCGCCCGGCCGCCGUCCGACCCGUGGUACUGACCACCAUGGCCCCCCAGCGGCCCACAGGCGCCGCCGUCCUCACCCCCAUCGUGGAGCCCAGUCAGGUCACCGAAGACGAGGAGGCGCUCAACUCUGUAGUGAUGGCGGCGACGCGCACCUUCUACACCACGAGCACGUUCUACACGACUCUAGUAGAGGGCGGCAGCACCGUGGUCCGCUCGCGCACCGAGGUGACGUCGCGCAUGCAGACGGAGUUGAGCACCACCUGGCUGCAGGUGGCGACCACUGCGCUGAGUCCACUCGUCAGCCGGACCGUCACCUGGCUGGGCCAGCCCGGCUACCAGCAGGACCUGGAGGAUGAGGGGGAGCAAGAGCAGCAGCUGGUGUUCCUGACCCCUGUCAGACAGACAGCUGCAUCCACCGUGGAGUCUGCUGGCGGUGAUAGUGUUCAGGAUUCUGUUCAGGACCUGGACGAACAGAGUCUGACCUCAGCGGCUGCAACUGGAGUUGUGACUGAGGAGGACAAGAACGCGGUACUCCUGGCCGUUCAGGCACUGGUGGCUGAGGCGGACAAGGAAAGCACUGGCUCUGACCAGCCGGCCUCGGCGCCCACUGUCCUGAUCCCGGAUACAGUCGUCAGUUCUCCCGGGUCACUGCAAAGUGAACAGUUCACUGCGGACUCACAAGCUGCUGAACUCUCACAGACUGAACAAGAAACAUCAGAUAAGACACCAGCUCCUGAAACAGAGCAGAUCCCUGAGGCAUCUAAGGUGUCAUCCGUGCCUAAACCACUCGCGACAAAAGUGAAGUCCACCAACAAGCCAGUGAAGCUCCAGGUACAGCCUCCUAAGAAGCCAACUAAACAGCAGACACCUUCAACGAGCAAGCCCAGCAAACCACAAACGACAUCACCAACUAAACCAACGAAGCCACAAACUCCAGCUCCAGCCAAACCAACGAAACCUGAAGCAGCGUCUCCUGGCAAACCAGUUAAAGCUCAGACUACAAGCAAGCCAGCGAAGCCCCAGGCACCGAAACCAAGUCAGUUCCUCGUUGCUCCUGCGCCAGUUGCCGCGCCAAGUCCCGCAACUACCACCGUCCAGACCAGUGUCCAGACCAGCACCUCAACGUCAGUCUCCGAGAGCAGCGCUCUGUCGCCGGGUCUGGGUGGCCUGGCCGGUGGUCUGCUUGGGCUGGGAGGUCUCGCUGCAGGACUCAUCCGCAACGUCAUUCCUCUGCCGCUGCCCUUGCGCCGUGACGGAAGUUCGGGAGCGCCGGUCGGUGGACUGCCCUUCCAGAUACCUCGUCCCGGUGGUAGGCCGGGAGCUCGACCUGGAGCUAGACCUUUCCGGCCAGGUUUCAGGCCAUCUGGUGGGAUCCGUCGCCACCAAACGUCUGCAGAUAGGAAUGACAAUGGGUACCUCGUCGUCAUUGGUCCCGGCGGACAGAGGAUUCCUCUGAACAGGGCACAGGAGAACACCCACACUCCACCAACUCGCCGCACCGGCUUCCUCGCCCCGACUCCUCAAGCCCAGCCCCAUCCGCAACGACGUCCUGGAGCGCCUGUCAGACGGGGAGACCAUCUCCGUCGGCCACAGCCUGGGGCACGUCCUCUAACGCACAUCCCUCCCCGUAUAGACGGGCCGCGCCGUCCCGUGAGACCGGGCAGACCCGGCCGUCCGCUGGCCCAUCCUCUUGGCCGUCCGGUGGGACCGAACCACCUUCACCGCCCCGGCAGGCCGGUCAGCCGGCGACCGAGGCCCCAUCCCACCGGCUACAUUGCCGUCCGUCCUGGAGACCCCACUCCGCCCGCUGACUUCAAACGAGAGCCAGCCCAGCACCAGCAGUCGACUCACAGAGUGCCGACGCAGCACAAGCAGCACGCCCGUCCCCCAUCAGGCGGUGACCGUCACCCACAGCCAGGACCUACCGUUCACGUGGCGCCGACACAGCCUCACCACGGUGGCGUCAGGCCACCCCCUCACCACGCUGGACCUGGACUGCAUCAUCCCCCACAACACGGGUCUUCAGUAGGAGAGCCGCAUCAGCAGCAUGGACCCAACGUCAGACCACCACCACACAGCCAGCAAGGACACGCAAGGCCCCAUCCUUCAAAUACGGGAAGUGUGAGACCGCCACCAGUCAACCAGCCUGUGACUCAUGGUAGACCUUCACACUCUGAAGGACAACUAAGACCUCAGCCUCUGCACCAGUCUGGGACUCUCAGGCCCCCGCUGCCGCCCAAUGCCCAACGCCAGGCUAUCAGUGGACACCAGAUUUCUCUCCAGGACCGCCCGUACCCCACUCGACCUGUCAGUCACCAGGUUCCUCCGACUGGAGCGCCGAUUCCUGGCCCUACCACACCGUCCGCGCACUCUGAGACACUGUACAGAGAACAUCUGGCGCAGGCACCGCAGCUCCAGGCUGACGCACUUGUGUUCAAGUCGGACGUCAAGGGAACUCCGCAUCCCGUUCCUGGCGAUACCGCAGUUACGGCACACCUUCCGUCGUACUUCGAACUGAACAGUGUUGAUCAGGAGGGUCCAAGUGAUGACCAGAAGUCCUCGGCUAGUGUUUUCACCAACAUUGGUCCAGAUGGCAACGUCCAAAGAGAUCCUGAAGAUAUUGUUCGCAUCAUAACUGCACCUGCCAAUGGCCAGCAGCAGGAGACGCCAUUGACACGGGUGACGCCCGUCCUGGUACCAACUCUUCAUACCAUCGCCUCAGUCGAGGGUCCCAACCGUAUCGUAGGAACCAACGUAUUCAAACAGGUGGGCCCACUUCAAACCCUAAAUGCACUGGAUCUGGAAGCCGAUAGCAGCCCAUCUGCAGUUGGACCCAGUCAAGUGGCACCAACUCAGGCUACGCGAACAGUUGGCGUUGUGUCAUCGUCGGCUAUUGGUUCGGAGCAGUCGCUGACAUCAGGUCCAGUUACCAGCGCAGACACUGACCGAAUUCCCGAAAGAACAGUGACACCUGGGCUAAGUAGCGCGAUUGCUAAUGCAAGGCCUACACAGAGCUUUGAAGCAGAAAGUCAGGCACCUGUGGAAGUUGUGCCUCAGGAACUGCAGACACCACAAGACAUUGCUUCAGUAACCAAUAACGGGGGAGCGUACCAACCGUUCCCUGAUAAUGGUUAUGAGUCCAACUCUGAUAUUAAAGUAGCCCGGCCGGAGUCGCAGGGAAGUUCACCGGAUCUGUUUGGCCAGAGACUGCCGAGCUCUGAAUAUAAAACUUCAGGGACCUCAGGUCCUUCUGGCUCUUCACCUUCUGGCAUUUCUGGAAGCUCGUCGGUGAGGGAAGAGCCAUUCUAUCCUGAUGAUACGGAAGACCAAUUCGGGAGUUCGACAAACAAAGACAACAUCGGCAACGAUCGCGAGUCAGACUACAAUGCGCUGACCCCGUCGAAUGCUCCUGGUGCGCCAAGUCUUCCUGGCUUAGCCGGCAUUAAUUUCGAGGGCUUACCUGUAACAGAAUCGCCUCUCGUGGACACUCAGCUUCCCAACGAUCCUAACCAGUUUAACGAUUACGGACAGGGGGAUGAGGCUGAAUAUGACGAUAGCGGAAAACCCAGCCCAACUAUUGGAUACGACUACUCAGUGCCACAAUAUGAUCCGUCCUCGGGCACAACGAUAAGUGAACAGUACCCUGAUGGAAACGGCGAAAGCGUUAGGCGGCCAAGCCAGAACACAUUGGAUCAAACUUAUGAAAAUGAUGAAACAACACGAGACUUGUCGCUUCAAUCGCAGAGGCCCUCAACUCCUGACGCCUCAGGACCUGGAGCGAAUGGUGGCAUUGAUUCACUCAUCGGUGAACCUACCCGUGACCCUACAUCAGCAACUGCAGAUGAACAAGGUCAAGGAGACAAUGACUUCACAUGGCAGGGUGAGUAUGGAGUAGACCAAGCUUCGAAUGGACAAGCUGGAACAACUGCAGGCUCGACAUCAGCAACAGCAGCACCGGGAGAUUUCGAUGAGUCUGCUUGGGGCCAGAGAACGCCGGGUUCUAGUGAAGAAGAAGGACUGCAGGGACAAGAUACUGACACGUACAAUCCCUCCGAAGAGACGAGCCUGCCUGCGUGGAGCCGAAAACCAACCGACAGCAAUGGUAAUAAUGCUGACUGGACAAACCGGCAGCGAGAACAACUUGAAGUUUCUGAAGCAGAUGACGAGAAAACUGCCGAUGGGGGCUCGGUGUGGCAAGGGUGGAAUGAAAGACCAUCGGAAAGCAGCGAAAACCAGAAGGGUGUCAGAAUUGUUCUUAGGCCUUCUACGGAUGGACAGUCUCUUGAUGGAGGAAGCUCCCUGCGUGUCAACGGUGAAGAGGGCGCCGAGGAUUUUACUUCGGGAGCAGCUCAAUCGCAAAAUGAAGGUGCAUUCGAGCAGGGUGACCAAAACAAUGAUGAGUAUCAACCAUCUUCGGGCUUUGGGUAUGAAUCGACAGGUAUUCCACCGAAUGUUGUUCCAACACAAAGUUCGGGCGCUCCUGAUGCAGAAAUAGGUGACUUUGCGCUGGAGAACGACUCGACUAAAGAAUUAAACUCCAUUUCCGCAGACGAUACUACUUCAGAAUCAAUAGAUGAGCAUGACCAUGAGACAAGCAACUCGGGACAAACUGAGAAGCCAUUCCGUGGAAUCGUGAGACCAUCAGUAUCCAGAAGACCUUUCAGAGGAACUGCUCGACCAUCAAUUACCAGAAGACCUUUCCGAGGAACUUCGAGACCAUCGGUUACCAGAAGGCCUUUCAGGGGAUCUAGAAGGCCGGCUGUAACUAGAAGACCAGCUUUGACUAGAAGGCCAAGUGCAAAUAGAAGACCAGCCGCAACUAGAAAACCGUUUACGGGAAUAAAAAGGCCAGCCUGGGCCGAGUUCCAUGAAAGCAGUGACCAAAGUGAACCCACAACUGGUUCAGAUCUAUUGGAAGCUGAAAAUAGCGAAGCUGUAGGAGAUGCUCAGGGUAAUGGAGUAACUUUCAAUACUGACCAGGAACAAACUGUAAAUGAAUCUGCCGACAAAGUAGCGAUAGAUUCUGAUAUAAAAUCAGGGGCUUUCGCCCCCUCUGAAGACGAGACCAAUGAAACUCCAAAAGCAACUCAUCAGGAGCAUGAUCUGGAUCUAGAUCCAUCUAUUAGAGAGGAAUGGGUGCAAACCAGUGAUGAUGGCGGAAGCACUGACAACAGCCGAAGACCACCGGGAAUCAGCCUUGCCUCCAGCGUGGAACAGGAUUCUGAUGAGUCGGCGUCAGGCAGUCGAACACCGGGUCUGAAUGCUCUCAGUCUGCCCGGCAGGAGGAAGCCCAGUCGGCGUCCCAGCCUUGCCGACAUCAUCCGACAGACCCUCCUUGCCUCUCGCGACGACAGCACUCUCGUCACGGUGGAACUCUCCAGCUCGAGCUCCUUAGUGCGCAUUAGCUCCGCGACCAUCUCACCCUCACGGACUCGCAUUCCACCGGGGAUCGCCACCAGUCAGACAACAGAUCGCCGCCGCGUGCCGCCCGGAAUCGUGCGCCCUGGAGCGGCCGAAGACGAGGAGCGAGGCGCGGGUGGUCUUGCGUGGCCUUCGUUCGGCAGUGAAUACGGCACCGAGAGCACGGAACCAGCUGAUGGUCAAGGAACGGGCGCUGGUGCUGGUGCCUGGGAUAACGGAGCGGAUGGGGAGAUCGGAGACUACGGGUGGUCUUAUGGAGAUGACUACGAAACUGGCACCUCUGGCCCUGGAUUCGGUCAGGAUUAUGAAACCGGUACCUCGUCUCCAGGAUAUUAUCCGGAUUAUUAUGAAACUGGCACGUCAGCCUCCACCGUCGAGGGAAGUGAAGAAGGUGUGCCGCCUCAGGUGAUUGGUGAGCAGGAAACUACCACAGAAGAUCAGGCUACACCUGCUGAAGGUCAAAGCCCGGUAUUGGAUGCAUCAGACGCUGCAGAGCAGUCGGAGAGCUCAGAUGCUUUACUACCAGAGGACGAACAGGUUGACCAAGCCGCCAAGGACGAAGCGGAGCAAACUGCUACUGACGUCCAGGACUCACAACAGCCGGACGAGGAGGUGUCCGGAGAUGCUCAGACCCCGGAGACGAAGGUUGAUGUGUCGCUGAGUAUCAGCACCUCUGAGACGUCACAGGAGGUUUCGGUGGAGCACUCCGUCUCUGAGGCUGCCGCGCCUCCCCCGUCCACCGCUGAUGCCGGUGCCAACGAGGAAGACCCGGUGGAAGUCGUCGUCGGAGUAUCGACUGUUGGAGAAGUGGUUGCAGAUGUCACUGAAGUUACCACCACAGAGCAGCCCUCGUCGGUCACAACAGGUCCAGAGGCAACGUUCGAAAUUCAGGACGGCACCAAGGGUACCUCUGUCCCGAGAGAAGGCGAAGACAGCUCCUCAGUGCCCAGCACCACCUCCACGGCGGCACCUCCGACGGGACGUGGCUCGGUGGCGAUCGCCGGACUGCUGAUCCCCACCCAGAAGGAGAACGACGCCAACCGCGGCGUGGAGACGCCCGGUCUGGAGCAGCCACUACUCUCCGAGGACAAGGAGCAGGAGGACAAGUGUCCUCGCCAGUGCCAGGCGGCCAUCAACGAGGUGUGCCGUAAGAUGGGCGGCGAGCACCGCUGCCUCUGCCGGCCGGGAUUCUCCAGAGCGCGGGACAGUGACGCCUGUGAACCGUCGCUGACAUACCAGGUGCGUAUGCUGCUGGACCGAGUGAACGACAUCCCGCUGCAGUACCGGCGGCCGUUCGCCGAGCCCGCCUCGCCCGAGUACCGACAGCUGGCCGAGCUGGCCGCCGGCGGACUGCGCGAGAGCCUCUCCUCCAGCGGACCGCUGGCCAGCCGGCUGCACGGCGCCACCCUGAUGGAGUUCAAACGGGCGGCCGACCUGCCCGGAGUGGCCCCCAGCCGACCCCAGGCGCUAAUGGCUGAUGUGAUGGUACAGAUCACCGACAGAGAAAGUAAAUCCCUGGACAAGGACGGCCUGCAGGUGAUUGUGGAGGAGUCACUGCGCCGAUCCAACUACUCGCUCAGUGACCGGCAGGUGGUCGUCUCGCCGCUGCACGGGGAUGUGACUGUCAUCGACUUUGACGAGUGCCAGAACUCGGACUACAACGACUGUCACGAGGGCGCCUUCUGCUUCAACUUGGUCGGCUCGUUCACGUGCAGCUGCAGGGACGGUCUGGUGGACACUGGGGUACCGAGUCUGCCCGGACGCUCCUGUACCGGCGAGUACUCGGGCUGUCCCGAGUGCAGCUACAGCGGCGAGUGUUACACCGAGCCCAGCGGUGAGCCGGCGUGCCGCUGCCACCGCUGGUACGCCGGCCAGCGGUGCCAGGUGAACCUGCGCGUGCUGCUGAUCGCGCUGGCCAGCGCCGGCGCCCUGCUGGCCGCCCUCCUCUGCGUGUGCUGCUACUUCUGCUGUCGUCGCCGCGGCCGGCGCAUGGCCGCUCCGCCGCUCGUGUUCUCCGGACCUGGUGGUCUGUGGCGCCAUCGCGGCAGUCGGCUCCACCAGCCGGUGGCAGACCAGCGGGCUAUGUUGGACAGUAGCAGCGAUACCAGCAUACCCGUCUCCUCCCGAAGGCGUCCCCCGAACGGCGGUAAGCGCCUGCUGCCGCCGCUGUCUGGAGGCUCGAAGCCCUCCGGUCCCGGCAGUCGCAGCUCGCAGCAGCCUUCAGCGGGCGAGGCCCAGAGACCGGCCCGGUUCCUGCCUCGGCCCCGGCACAAGACGGACGCGCCUUCCGGCCCGCGGUCCAUCAACUCGCAGGGUGGCGGCGACCCGGCGGUGGCACCCAACAGGACACAGCCGCAGCUGAUGGGCCUGCUCCACCCGUCGGAGGCGGCGCGGGGCCGCUCUGCCGGCGGUACGUUCCGCGCCGGCCGCACCAGCCGCAGCUCGGGCCGCGCCGAGCCCGACUCUCAGGUCAGCCACACGCCGGCCGGCCGGAGCCGCAGCUCCAGCGGCGGCCGCCGCCCGGAGCCGGAGGUGUCGCAGCUGCCCAGCGGCCGGAGCGGCAGCCGCAGCUCCGACUCGGUCAGCGGCGAGCCGGAGAGGAUCGAGUGCGGCACGCACAACUUCUUCAGGGCCAGGACCAUGUCGGACGCGCUCUCCUUUAACGAGGAGCUGAUUGAGCCCAGCGUCCGGCCGGUGGCCCGCUUCGACACCACCCGCAGUCAGCGCAGCUCACACGCGCCCAGCUCGCAUGGCUACACUUACGAGCACCACACCAUGGCAGAGCGCGACGCGGCAUCGACAUAUGUGAUGCCGGAGACUCAUCUGUUUAGGAGGGCUCAGGACUCGGACGCACAGUCGGAGACCAGUCUGGUGGAGGACUUCCCUCGAAUGGACGGUUCGUCAACCGUCAGCAGUCGCCGCGGCUUCCGCUAGCAGGAGCCGCUCAAAUAGAACAGAACACCGGCCGGUAUGGGGGAUAGACUUCCCGAAGACGCCGGUCAUAUAGAGUGGCUGCCACAAGGCGGAGUGGUGUCGCGGGAUUCGUACAUCAGAGACGGGACACUGGAGAUUAUGUUUCUGUACGAUUCGUGGUUAGUAUGAUCGUCGCAGAGGCGUGGGUGUCACGAGACUGAUGAAGCUCUCCCAAGAGACGAGAUGCUGGUUUUGCACAGACAUAGCCAGCGUUAUUGUUCCUCAUUGAUCGGAUAGGUGAACUACGUAUUCAACUGCUAGCAGGCGUUUACUGUACCCGCCUGACGUUGCUGCACUAAUCAUUCUAAAAAUGCACCAAGGCCGUCUUUGCUAGGGACGUUUAUCGAGGUAUCUUCCAUUUCUCAGAAAAAGCUGUGUGUUCGCAUACGUUUAGACCCAUUACAUGUCAUAUAAACGCAUUAGUUCCUCUUGUAGAGAAUAUCGAAAAAAAAAAUAAUUAGACCCAUUCUGAACAAGUGCUCAAUGAGUGGCCUCAUGAGAGGUCAGGUGUGACCAUGGAAUCAUCUUUGCAAGGAUGUGAUAUUUAUUUAGCGAGAGUGGAGUGAAUGGUUGUUAGUUUGUUGUUGCGGUAGAGAGCUGUAAGAACUGUUUCUUUACGUUGUUACGAGAAUGUUUACCAGAAUGCAUCGGUAAACGUUAAUUGUUGCGAUGCAGAGUUGUUUUAUGCUGGAUCGUUCAUCGAUGUAUGCAUGGAUGUGCUUUUGCAAAUGAUAUUUAUUAGAAGUUUUUAUUGUCUGACUACUACAAGAGAGGAUUGUUCGCAGAAGGCUGGCAGGGUGAAUGCUUGUUAAGUUACAUGUGGCAUUGACGUGAUGCGGCUGAGAGAACGAUAUAAGUGGUGACUAAUACACGUUCUUAAGUACGAAAAAAUCAUUUGAUUCAGAUCU
Messenger RNA from Amphibalanus amphitrite, 14770 nucleotides. RefSeq lists its product as uncharacterized. The record is from RefSeq and is a predicted model, not a curated record. Lineage: Eukaryota; Metazoa; Arthropoda; Thecostraca; Balanomorpha; Balanidae. Bases 210 to 13823 code for a protein of 4537 amino acids. Gene Ontology annotation, molecular function: calcium ion binding. The transcript has 17 exons.